AUGGCUUCAGUCCCUACUGAUGUGCUUGGUGGUCAUGGGGGGUUUGUGGCUGCUGCUAAUGUACUGAAUGGUUUUGCUGGGGGUGCUGUUGCUGCUCCUGCUACAGCUGGUGCUGGUGCUGGUGCUGCUGCAGUAGCUGGUGCUAGUGCUGCUGCUGCAGGAGCAGCUGCUGGUGCUGGGGGUGCUAGGGCCAUGAGGUGGAACAACAACACCUCUGGUUUUGUUCUUAGGAGGAUGGCCCAUCUUGUUAGAGAUGGUAGUAGGUCUGACAAGGUCUUCAAGGACAAAUAUGUUAACUAUGUGGCCAAAGCACUUAAGGAGUACAGUGGGGAGGUAGUGAGCCCAACUCAGGUGUACAACUACUUGAGGAAAUGGAGGCAGAAGUGGGCUAGGAUCUCUAAGCUGAAAGACCUUAGUGGUGCUUUGUGGGAUAGUGAUGUCAAUGCUAUCAUGCUUGAGGAGGAGCACUACCUAGGGCACUGCAAGCCACCAAUGAUAGAACCAAUGAAGUAG
Messenger RNA from Miscanthus lutarioriparius, 513 nucleotides. The record is from the annotation of a GenBank genome assembly. Lineage: Eukaryota; Viridiplantae; Streptophyta; Magnoliopsida; Poales; Poaceae.